Molecule: messenger RNA, 2454 nt
Organism: Pipistrellus nathusii (Nathusius's pipistrelle)
Lineage: Eukaryota; Metazoa; Chordata; Mammalia; Chiroptera; Vespertilionidae
Source: the annotation of a GenBank genome assembly
AUGCGGGUGAAAGAGCCAUCCAAAGUUUUAUCUGAGAAAGCCAAAAGGAGUAAAAGGCCGACUAUACCUCAUGAUGAAGACUCUUCAGAUGACAUCACUGGUUUUACUUGUCAACAUGUAAGUCAUGCUGUCAGUGUGAAUCAUGUGAAAAAGGCAAUAGCAGAGAAUCUGUGGUCAGUUUGCUCAGAAUGUUUAAAAGAAAGAAGAUUCCAUGAUGAACAGCCAGUACUUUCUUCUGAGAUUUGGUUGUGCCUCAAGUGUGGUUUUCAGGGAUGUGGUAAAAACUCAGAAAGCCAGCAUUCACUGAAGCACUUCAAGAGUUGGAGAACAGAGCUGCACUGUAUUAUAAUUAGCCUGAGCUCAUGGAUUAUAUGGUGUUACGAAUGUGAUGAAAAAUUAUCAACACAUUGUCAUAAGAAGGUUUUGGCUCAGAUAGUUGAUUUUCUCCAGAAACAUGUUUCCAAAACACAAACAAAUGCAUUUUCUAGAAUUAUAAAAUUUUGUGAAGAAAAACAUGAAACAGAUGAAAAAAAGAAGGGAAAAAAAGUCAACAGUAUUUUAUCUGUAAAAGGAAUUACAAAUUUAGGAAAUACUUGCUUUUUUAAUGCAGUUAUGCAGAACUUGGCACAGUCUUACAUUCUUAUUGAACUGAUGAAUGAGAUCAAAGAAAAUGGUACAGUACUCGAGAUUUUCCCUUCGUCAGACUCUCAGAUGGAUCCAUUAACAGUGGAACUUUCAAGCCCUGGACCACUGACCUCAGCCUUGGUCCUGUUUCUUCAUAGCAUGAAGGAGACUGACAGAGGAUCCCUGUCUCCUAAAGCUCUCUUCAGUCAGCUCUGUCAGAAGGCCCCCCGAUUCAAAGAUUUUCAGCAACAGGACAGUCAGGAGCUCCUGCAUUAUCUGCUGGAUUCAGUGAGGACUGAAGAAACAAAGAGAAUACAAGCUAGCAUUCUAAAAGCAUUUAACAAUCCAACAACUAAAACUGCUGAUGAUGAAACUAGGAAAAAAGUCAAAGCAUAUGGAAGCGAAGGUGUGAAAAUGAACUUCAUAGAUCGGAUCUUUAUUGGUGAAUUAACUAGCACCCUCAUGUGUGAAGAAUGUGCAAAAAUCUCCACAGUGAAAGAUCCUUUCAUUGAUAUUUCACUUCCUAUAAUAGAAGAAAGGGUUUCAAAGCCUGUAUUAUGGGGAAGAAUUAGUAAAUAUAGAAUUUUACAGGAGACACAGAAUGGCCAAUAUAGUGGCCCUGUUAUUGAUACUAUAGAAAAUAAUCACCAACCUAGAGACACCAGGAAGCAGUCUCCAUCUAUAGAUAAGAGUCAGCUAAUUCAUGGCAGAAAACGUGCAAGGAAAUUUUCAUCUGGAGAUGAUAAAACUGUUGACAUGUCCCUGAAAAAUGGAAACAAGGAAGUGAAUGGGGAUGCCUCAGCAUUUGCAAAAAUCAUGAAUACUGACUCGAAUCUGGCUGAAAACCCUACUGAUGGUAGUGAAAAGGAAGCUAGCCAUUGUGAAAGUGGUGUUGAUGCUGACAGUGAGGCCUCAGAAUCAGAAAGUGCUUCUAGGCAAACUCUGUUGCCGAGAUCCUGUAGUGGAUGCUAUGUGCACACAAAUGGACAUCACCAUCCAUCAGCAAGAGAACUGCCCACCAAGAAGACUGAUAGUGAUGAUGGAGGAAUGGCUAAAGUUAUAUCUGAACUUCAUUUAAACAGCACUGUUCCUGGAGAUAGAGAUUUCGCUGGAGAAAAUCAGCCACUUAAUCUUCCAAAUAAUUUAUAUUUUCCAGAGGAAAAGCAUACAAUGUCUCAUAGUCCACAAAAUGCUUUUCAGACCCUUUCUCAGAGCUAUAUAACUACUUCUAAAGAAUGUUCAAUUCAGUCUUGUCUCUACCAGUUUACAUCUAUGGAGUUAUUAAUGGGGAAUAACAAGCUUCUAUGUGAGAAUUGUACUGAAAAGAAACAGAAGUACCAAAGGGAAACCAGUUCUGUAGAAAAGAAAGCAGAAGGGGUUUAUACUAAUGCCAGGAAGCAGUUGCUUAUUUCUGCUGUUCCAGUUAUCCUAAUACUCCACCUUAAAAGAUUCCAUCAGGCUGGAUCAACUCUUCGCAAAGUAAGCAGACAUGUAGAUUUUCCAGUUAUACUUGAUUUAGCACCAUUCUGUUCUGCUAAUUGUAAGAACGUAAGAGCGGGAGAGAAAGUUCUCUACGGCCUGUACGGCAUAGUGGAGCAUAACGGCUCAAUGCAAGGAGGCCACUACACUGCGUACGUGAAAGUGAGAACCCCCUCUAGGAAGUUAUUGGAACAGAUCACUGGGAAGAAAAGUGUACCUGGUUUGAAAGAACCAGAUAGUGAAUCGACAGGCCUGUGGUUCCAUGUCAGUGACACUCGUGUGCAGGAGGUUCCAGAAUCAAGAGCACUUAGUGCACAAGCGUACCUGCUUUUUUAUGAAAGAAUAUUUUAA